This is a messenger RNA of Anopheles bellator, 2422 nucleotides long. RefSeq lists its product as uncharacterized. Bases 120 to 1718 code for a protein of 532 amino acids. The transcript is spliced from 3 exons. NCBI's taxonomy places the organism in Eukaryota, Metazoa, Arthropoda, Insecta, Diptera, Culicidae. The record is from RefSeq and is a predicted model, not a curated record.
GCAACUGGGAGUAUCAUCGAGGCCGACACAGCCGCAACCACCAGGUUGCAGACACCACCGGCCCAAAUAAAAGAGAGAAAGAGAGUAAACAACACGCGCCGAACACAGGGUCCGGAAAAAUGGCCAUCGUCAAGGACAGUGCGACGUUCUUCCAGCACGGCAACUCGGCCCAGUUCGAGUACGUGCUCGGGCUGUACCCGAAGGCGCUCCGGCUGAAGGCGGACACGCGCGGCAACGGCAAGAAGGCAGAGAAGUUGGUCCGGCUCGAGGAGUGGUAUCAGAACGAACUACCGAAGCUGAUCAAGAAGCGGGGCCGCGAUGCCCACCUGCUGCACGAGGAGCUGGUGCAGACGAUGGAGUGGAAGCAGACGCGCGGAAAGUUUUACCCGCAGCUCUCGUAUCUGAUCAAAAUCAACACACCGCGCGCGGUCGUGAUGGACACGCGGAAAGCGUUCCGCAAGCUGCCGAACCUAGAGCAGGCCCUCAACGCGCUCUCGAACCUGAAGGGGGUCGGCAUCACGAUGGCGUCGGCCCUGCUGGCCGCCGCCAUGCCCGAGAGCGCGCCGUUCAUGGCGGACGAGUGCCUGAUGGCGAUCCCGGACAUCGAGGGCAUCGACUACACGACCAAGGAGUAUCUCAAGUUCGUCACACACAUCCACCAAACGAUGGACCGUCUCAAUCUGGAGGUCGAAUCGAACGGGCUCCCGGAAACGUCCACCGAUGACGGCGGUGGUGACGACCCGCCGGCUGCGGCGGUCGGCACGGAGAAAGACACCUCCGACAAAAAGGACGACAAACCGGAAAGCAGCGGCGAAGAGGCGACCAACGAUGGGGAGAAGACAAAUGGGUCGACGCCGGCGGCAGCGGACGACAACACCGCCGCCGGCAAACCGAAGGCAAAGAAGUGGUCCGCCCAUCAGGUCGAACUGGCCCUCUGGACACACUACAUCGUGACGGAUUUGCAACCGGAGUUGCUCGGCGGUAUGCCGGGCAACAAUAAUGGUGUGGCGUCGGCGGCCGGUGGUGCCGCAAACGGAAUCUCGAAGGAAGACGGCGAUGAGGACGACGAGCGGGACGAAGACGAGGACGAAAAUGGAACGGCCGACGAUGAUAAAGAGGAGGAUGCGCUCGGGGACGAGGAGGACGAUGAGAAUUCGCGCACCGCGGUCGAAUCGUCGGAAUCGGAAAGCAACGAAGCGGCGGGAGGUGGCACCGCCGCAGGGCCGGUGGUGGUAGCGAACGGUAAGGCUCGGGGAAGCGACGAGCCAGACAACAGUAGUGCCAACGUCGUGGAGGAGGACGCGUUGGUAGCGAAGAAGGACACAACGCCCGUCUCGAACAACGGCACAGCGGAGCAGCAGAAGUCAGAAGUUACGGUGGACGGCGCGCCCGAGAGCGAGGCGGUGGUACCAGCGCCUGUAACCGAACGAAAAUCAACGGCCGAAAGCAGUCCCGCCGACGGCGACGAGUGCUCAAAAUCGGGUGACAGUUUAGACGCCGACUCCGGGGCGGCAGUGGUGGCGACAGCAAUGACAACGAAACCGACAGUGGCGGCAACGACGACGACGUUAUGUGGUGCCGACGAGCAUACGGCGGCCGAUAGUGGCGACUCCCAGAACAGCAGCAGUCACGGUGGUGCCAACAAACGUCCGCUCUUCUGCGAGGACGCGGCCGACGACAAGCCGGAGCUGAGCGCACCGAAGCUGAUAAAAUUGUAGGGCGAUAGGGCCGUGGAGCGAUAGCGGGUAGAGUAGGCCAGGAUGGAUUGCUGCGAUGCGCUCCGCGCGGGAUGGAACAAGUUUUCCGCCAGUUUGGGCGUCGUGUGUAGUGUAGGCACCUUAGCGUUUUGUAGGAACAGUACAACACAAUCAUCAGCGUGCGCGGUCGUGCGUGAGAGAUUGCGGCUAGGAACGGGACGGUGUGCGGGGACACGGUCCCCGUGUUAAGAGGGGUAACCAGAGAUGAACACGGCGCGGCGCACAGUCCGUCCUUACAAAUGAGCAAACAGAAGAGGAGAAAAACGCGGCGAGCAACAGACAUGCCACUUUGCGGAGAGAAAACUAUGGAGGCGCGCGUGCGGGGACAAGAAUGACCAAACUUUAAGCCCACUUCCAUUUCAGUUUCCUCCGCAUCGCAACUUUUUCGGGCGCUCCAUGACUGGCCGGAAACAGUGAGGCCGACAUCAUCCCGUGGAAGUGGCAACUUUGUUGGUGGCCACGGGCUUUUUCCACGGCUUCCGGAUAGACCGACGAGUAGAAGUUACAUUGUGUCCGCCGGUUUAUGGGUGAUCCUGAUAGGGUACAGUACCGUUAGUUUGCGCGCGUUGUCCUGCCCGCCCCCGUGAUCCUCAUACCAUUCUCUCAGCGUGGCCGGUCUCGCGGUUCAUCUGUUUAAUUUCGCUUCUAAGAUUGUAGAAAGUUUG